AUGGAAUCAAACAAGGAUUUCACCGUCACCAUUGUCGGCGGUGGGAUUGGCGGCCUGGUACUUGCCGCCGGUCUCCUACGACGCAAAGUGCCCGUCCGGAUCUACGAGGCGGCGCACGCCUUCGCUGAGAUCGGGCUUGGCUUGUCGAUUGGCCCUGCCGCUCACCGUGCUAUGCCCCUCAUUGACCCUCAAAUUCGAGAAAUUUAUGACUCGCUCGUCACAACUCACGCAGAUAGCCCUGGAUACGAGUCCUUCCGCCAAACAUGGUUUGAGAUCGUAUGGGCCAGCGGCGCCCGGGAGGGCGAAACGCUGAUGAACCUGAAGGCACUCCCGUCGGGGCAGACCACGUUGCGCCGAGCGGACUUUCUCGAUGCAUUAGUGAAUCUGAUUCCUCCUAAGAUUGUGCAAUUCGGAAAGCGACUUGAGAGUCUCGAAGAAACAGCUGAGGGUGUGUCCUUACGAUUCGACGAUGGCACAACGGCCAUCGCUGAUGUCGUUGUUGGGUGUGAUGGUAUUAAAUCCAAGGUGAAGGAGUCGAUGCUGCCGGAAGAAUCAAAGGAGAAACAGCCCCAGUACAGUGGAAUGUAUGGGUAUCGCGCUGUUCUGGAUAUGGACGAGAUGGUGGAGGCCGUCGGGGAGCAACGUGCGCGGGUGUCCACCAUGUAUGUCGGAAACGGGGCAUACGGUAUCUCCUAUCCGAUCAUGCGGGCCAAGAAAGUGAAUUUUGGCCUUUAUAUCUUGAGUGAGAAAUGGGAUUGUGACACCUGGGUUCGGCCAGCGAAGAGAGAAGAGAUGCGACAGGAUGCUAGUAAUAUGGGCAGAUAUGUGAAUGCUCUCAUUGAGCGCAUGCCCGACCCCUCUCAAUGGGCGAUUUUCGAGCAUCCUCAUAUCUCCACAUACUCCCGGUCUAAGGUUGCCAUCCUCGGAGACGCUGCACAUGCCUCUACACCUCAUCAGGGCGCUGGUGCCGGCCAGGCUAUUGAAGAUGCGCAUGUUAUUGCUGAGCUCCUCGGGGAUCCGCGUGUCACUAAGCCGGAGGAUGCGGUAGCUGCGUUCAAGGCAUAUGAUGAGGUCCGACGACCGCGAAGCCAGAGGGUCGUUACUAGUAGCAAGGAAAAUGCGUACCUCCUCUGUUUGUGCCUGGAUGGAGUAGGUGAUGAUGAAGAGAAACUCAAGGAGACGUGGAACCAGCGUCUCCGCUGGCUUUGGGAUCUGGAUAUACAGGAGCAGGCAGAGGAAGCCAGGAAGAAAAUGAUCGAGCACAUGCAAGGAUGA
Messenger RNA from Aspergillus pseudotamarii, 1275 nucleotides. Its product is annotated as putative salicylate hydroxylase. Lineage: Eukaryota; Fungi; Ascomycota; Eurotiomycetes; Eurotiales; Aspergillaceae. The transcript has 2 exons. Gene Ontology annotation, molecular function: FAD binding. The record is from RefSeq and is a predicted model, not a curated record. Gene Ontology annotation, biological process: secondary metabolite biosynthetic process. The coding region runs from base 1 to 1275 and encodes 424 amino acids.